This is a messenger RNA of Rotaria sp. Silwood1, 1524 nucleotides long. The record is from the annotation of a GenBank genome assembly. NCBI's taxonomy places the organism in Eukaryota, Metazoa, Rotifera, Eurotatoria, Philodinida, Philodinidae.
AUGGGAUGCAAUUUAUCACAGCAGCAUGAUUACCACAGCGACAGACCUUCACAACCGCGGUCAUCGAAAACAAGUCAUGAAUCAUCAAAUAAAAUAAAAAGUUAUGAUUUGUCUAAUUUAGCUGUUAUUACAAUUAUUUUUAAUCCCGUCAAAUUCAAAAGUCGUUAUGAACAUUAUCAAAAUUUUGCAGCACAUAUGAAUCAAUCCGGUGUACAAUUGAUAACUGUUGAAUGUAUAUUCGAGUCAACGACACGUUUUGGUUUACCUCCACAGACUUUUGAAGUAACUCGUGCCGAUAAUCGUUAUCAUGUUCAACUUGUUGCUCCAUGUAUUUUAUGGAUGAAAGAGAAUUUAAUUAACAUAGCUGUUCAACGAUUACCACCGCAAUUUGAAUAUGUUGCAUGGAUCGAUGCUGACAUUGAAUUUGAUAGUCUUGAUUGGCCAUAUCUAACUAUUGCUGAAUUGCAACGUUAUCCAAUUGUACAACUUUUUGAAUUGUCAUUUUUUCUUGGACCUAUGGGAAAAAAAGAAAUAUUACGUCGUGAUUAUUCAUUUGUGUACUCGAUAAGAAACAAGAAACCGAUUGAUCCAAGACGAUAUAAUGAAUGGUAUCCUCAUCCAGGUUAUGCUUGGGCUAUGCGUCGUUCAGCUUUUAAUUCAAUUCGAGGUCUCAUUGAUUUUUGCAUUGUUGGAUCAGCUGAUUUACAUUUCGCUUUUGCACUUUUAAAUCGUAUUGAAGAAACAGUUCCACCAGGUUUACAUGAAGAUUACCAUGAAUUAGCUGUAAGAUGGGGAAAACCAGUGGCACAACUAGCUCAGAAUGGUGAAAAUGUUAGCUACUUACCGAUUAACAUAUGGCACUUUUGGCAUGGAGAACGAAAUAACAGAAACUAUGUUAAUAGAUGGGCCAUUCUUAAAAAACAUCAAUAUUCACCGAUCAAUGAUCUCGAAAAAAACGAUGAUACUGACCUUGUUCGUCUACCUGGCAAAAAUCCUUUAGGACAUCGCCAAGAAAACUCACGUAUAGAAGCGAUUGAGCGUGAUAUUGUUGACUAUUUUAAAUCACGUAAUGAAGAUGAUACUAAUACAAUACAUACUCCUGUGCAGCCUCAACCUAAUGUUAAGAAACAAUCUUUCAUAGCAACAAAACCUCAAGUUAAACGUGGAGGUAAUAGUGAUCAUAUUAGGCCUGGAAUAAUUCCACCAAAACAUUCACAAGGCGGUACUAGAUCUCGUAACCGGUCUCCAAGUCCCCCGGAUAAUGAUAUCGAUGAUGACAACACAUAUGUAGAUGAUGGUGCUGAUCCUGAAGAUGAUCAUCAUUCUGAAAAUAACGAUUCUUCAUGCUUAGAUCAUUAUUCAGAUAAUGAACACUGUGGAAAUGUAUCAGAACAUGAACACCACCAUCAUUAUCAUCACGAAGAUUGUAGCAAUGUUGGUCAUAGCGGUUACAAUAAUUGCAAUUCACAUGUUGGAGAUGGAUUCGAUAAUACAGAUUAUGAUACUGCUGGAAUCUUUUACUAA